CCAUCUCUGAUCCCCGCAGCCGCAGCGCAGCGCACAAAAGCUCCUUCGCCUCCGCUCCGCCUCGCUGCCGUCCCAACCCAACUCCUCCUCCACCUCCGCUUAAAAGCUCUGCUCCGGCCUAAUGUCCCCCAACCCGCAGCCGCCACCAAACCACUCUGCUGUCUCUGCAGCUCUGCACAACAUAACCAGCCGGAUUCAUUCGACCACUGCUCACUCGGCGACGCACUGACGCGAUUGAGUGAAUGAUGGAGAAGAAGCUGCCGCUGCCUCUGGUGCACAACGAGCUGCUGUGGGCUCGGCCGUGGCGGUGGGCAAAGACGGCCUUCUUCAUCGUCGCUAUGAUCGCCUCGCUGCUCCUCGUCUGCGCGCCGCCGCUCCUCGUCGUGCUCCUCGACCUCCUCCUCCCGCCUGCGCUCCUCUCCAACUUCCUCCGCACGCAGGCGCACUCCACCGCCUCCGUCUCCUUCGUCGCCUCCCUCGUCGACCAGGCUAGGGCCUUCCGCUUCGGCUCCUCGCUCGUCGACCUCCCCGCCGUCUCCGCCGCGCGAUCCAUCCUCAUCCUCUGCGCGUACACGGCGUGCGGGGGCGGCGCGGCCUACAUGUGGGUGGCCGUGGCCUGCAGCGUCGGCUCCCUCUGCUACGUCCUCGCCAAGGCCGUCGCAGUGUUCGGCGUUGCCGCGGCCGACGGCGCCGGCCUCGAGAUGCAGGGGAAGGGCCAGCUCGUGGCCGUCGAGGCCAUGUUCCUCAUGUCGCUCGCGCUCGCCGCCGCGCACCUCGCCAUGGCGUACCGCGCCAGCUGCCGCGAGCGCCGUCGCCUGCUCGUCUACAGAAUCGAUGUCGAAGCUGUAAGACUAAAGGGAGGCCAAACGCCCAAGGCACUGAAGCAAUGCAUCGUCUGACACUCAUCUGACCCACACAGUUGGGUGCAGACAGGCUGCUGCAGCUUCAGGGCUCGUCCGUCCGGUCCCAAAUUUUGGUUCGAGAAGUUGUGUACACCCCCGAUCGACACGUCCAUGUACUCUCACACUGUGCCAAGUGAACACAGUAUACAAUUAUACAUCUGUAAAUAUGAAACAUUUGUGCUUCGGCCUCCUGCUCCUGCUCCUGCAGCCAAUGCAAAAAAGGAUGAGCCGUGUGGCAGAUGCUUAUUGGCCUCUUGGGUUCCCGGGGUUUUACGACAGAGUAGUGUCCUUGUAAACACCGGCCUGGAAUUGUGAAUAUCUGUCACGUGCGGGCACAGGUUGCAAUGGACAUGGUUAUAUUUGAUUACAUGAUUCGAUCAGACUGUCAUAUCUGAUCUUCUUUUUUUCGAUAA
Messenger RNA from Phragmites australis (common reed), 1315 nucleotides. RefSeq lists its product as uncharacterized. Bases 243 to 899 code for a protein of 218 amino acids. Lineage: Eukaryota; Viridiplantae; Streptophyta; Magnoliopsida; Poales; Poaceae. The transcript is spliced from 2 exons. The record is from RefSeq and is a predicted model, not a curated record.